Hibiscus syriacus is the source of this 518-nucleotide messenger RNA. RefSeq lists its product as uncharacterized. Gene Ontology annotation, biological process: DNA synthesis involved in DNA repair; DNA-templated DNA replication. Gene Ontology annotation, molecular function: DNA-directed DNA polymerase activity. Lineage: Eukaryota; Viridiplantae; Streptophyta; Magnoliopsida; Malvales; Malvaceae. Gene Ontology annotation, cellular component: delta DNA polymerase complex. The coding region runs from base 22 to 372 and encodes 116 amino acids. The record is from RefSeq and is a predicted model, not a curated record. The transcript is spliced from 2 exons.
AUUUCAAGGGAAGCAUCUGGAAUGGCGACACCAGCGAAGAAUAUCGAGGGUUUCUACAAGCAAAAGAAGAGCAACACUUCCAAAUCAAAAUCAACCAAACAUGCCGCCGCUACCUCCAGUUCCAGUAUAGCCCAACCGCCGGCCCUCGUUUCCCAGGGCGGUUCUCUCGAUCUCAAAGAUGAUUUCGACGAGGAGGAGCAAGUGCUGAGGCAAUUUGAUAUGAACAUGGCGUUCGGACCAUGCAUUGGGAUACCGAGGCUUGAUCGCUGGGAAAGAGCUCAAGCAAUGGGUCUGAACCCUCCCAAGGAGAUUGAAAGCAUUCUCAAACGUUGUAAAGUGAAGCCACAAUCUUUAUUUGAUGGUCGCAUUUAGUGGGUAUUUUAGUUCAGAUGAUGAAAUCAUUGUACAUGUUCUGGAUUUUCUCCUUGAACGUUGUCAUGAAACUGUGGAGAUUAGCUGCUCUUAAAUGGACAGAUUACAACUCUCCAAACUCUUCUUUAGUUUCCUUCUAAAGAACA